UUAAGAUUAUCGUCAAAAGUAUUUGACACUUUAUCAAUCUGUAAGGUUACGACAAAUGGCCGAGUUACAAAACAAAUUUCAUUUUUAACAACCUAAAAACUGCUGGAAAUUUGUAGAAAUUUUACCGUUUAGGGAGACUAUCGUUACCUUAAAUAUCAAGCAAUCGUGGGUAAUCGUACUUACCAAUGUUGCUUGACUUUAAUAACGAAUUCGCUACUUACAAUGCUAGCGUUCCUAAGAUACCUAAAGUCAAGCAAUCGUGCGUACUUACCACGAUGCCACUAGGGAAUUCGUUACUAAAGUCAAGCAAUAUUGCGUACUUACAUCAAGCAACCUGCAAUUUUUUAAGCUAAGAAAUUACGCCAAGCACACCAUUAAUGAUUUAAUUAAGGGGUGAAUUAUAUAUCAUAUCAAUGUUUAUGUUAAUAAUAAAUAAUACCAAAUAUAAAAUUUAAUUAAGGAUUCCAAACUUAAAUUAGCACGGGAAAAUGUCUGCAUCUUUGUUCCGACCUUUUCAUUCGUCGCUGCUGGCAAGUUCUUUCUGGAGGCGGGCGAGGAGUUUCAGUUCUUCAGCAGGACGACGAAAUAGAUCCGAACCAGACCGAUACGUUAUCGAAGGCCGGCCGCUGGAUGCCGUUCGUGGUGUGGCCAUUCAAGACUACAUUUUCGAAAAUCUCUCCAAAUAUGAGGACCGACCACUUUUUGUAACCGCAUAAAUUCCUUCAUUCCCAUUCCAAUUGCUCUUACUGAAGCUUCUCUCUCUUUGUGUUUGACCCAGACGUGCGGACUGACUCAAAGGUCAUACAAUGGGAAGAUGAUGAAUGACAUGGCCCGCGGCUUCGGAGCAGCUUUGUUGCACCACGGGGUGAAAAAGGGCGACAUCGUCUGCGUCCUCCUGCCAAACCUUCCAGAGUAUCCCAUCGUUAUGCUGGGGAUUUGGUUGGCUGGUGGAAUCGUGUCCCCAGUGAGCUCCUCGUCCACGCCAGGUUUGACCUCGUGGCAUCAUGUACAUGCAGUUUUGCCGCGUCAGUAUCGCAUCGGCCCAUUUCAUAGUUAACUUUGUGUGUUUGUAGAUGAACUGACGCGACAGUGCAGCAUCACGCAAUCAAAAAUAAUCGUGACGAUGCCCUUCUUCGUGAACUUGGUGAAGAGUGUGCUGCCCACGGUGCCCUCGUUGAAGUCCGUGAUAGACGUCGACCCCUUCGAGGACACUGUGGCUCCAGAUACGCACUCUUUUUUCGAAAUGACAAAAUCAAGUGCGGCUGGCGUCGAGUUUUUUACCUCGUCCAAAGUGGACACAAAUAACGAUAUUGCGAUCUUGCCAUUUUCUUCAGGCACAACUGGAAAGCCGAAGGCCGUGAUGCUGACCCACACCGGCUUGUGUUCCAACGCUCUGCAGUACCUCCAGCCUGGGAUUGGACUUCGAGAAACGCCCGAGAGAUAUAUCGGACUCCUGCCGUUUUAUCAUUGUUUUGGCUUCUGUGCUCUGGCCUUGAUGCCGAUGAGAACGGGCAGCCAUGUUUGCACCCUCCCCAACUUUGAUCCCCUCAGUUUCGUGGCAGCCAUUAAAAAUCACAAGCCCACGGUGCUUAACGUGGUCACCCCCCUGGUCCAGUUCAUCGUCGCAUUCCCAGAGUUGGGGAAAAAAGAGUUUGAAUCUGUUCACACGGUUGUGAGUGGAGCUGCUCCAGUAGGGCCGCUUCUCACCCAGGCGUUACUCAAGAAGGCCGACAAUGACCUGUUCUUCCAGGAGGGCUACGGGAUGACGGAGGCUACCUGCUUCACACACAUUUCUCGUGAGCGGUGGAAGAACACAAAGUUGGGUUCCAUAGGCUGCGUCAUCCCGGGGACCAAGUGCAAAGUGGUCGACAUCGACACUGGGGAAGCCCUUCCUCAGGGGAAGGCUGGGGAGUUGUGGAUCAAGGGACCUCAACUUAUGAAGGGCUACUACAAAAAUGAGACUGCGACCAGAGACACCAUUACGCCUGACGGAUGGCUAAAAACAGGCGACGUGGCCAAGUACGACGAAGACCUCUGCUUCUACAUCGUGGACAGGAUAAAAGAGCUCAUCAAAGUGAAGGGGCUUCAGGUUUCGCCUUCGGAGUUGGAAGACUUGUUGAGGACGCAUCCCGACAUUGCGGACGUUGCCGUGGUGGGCGUGAACCACGAGAGAUUUGGAGAGGCUCCGAGGGCGUACGUCGUCAAGAAAAACGACAGCCUCACUGCCACCAAGGUUCACGACUUUCUCGACAAGAAAGUCGCCCCACACAAGAAAUUGGCUGGUGGGGUGGAGUUCAUCGAUGCUAUUCCUCGAGCCCCGUCAGGGAAAAUUUUGCGUAGGGUCCUCCUCGCCAACUACUUGAGUGGGAAACAUUAGAUAAAAAUAUCCUCUGCAUAAUCCACUUUUACGACUUUUACGAAACGAAAUUAUAAAUAUUUCUUGGGCCAAAUGAGAAGAUAAAUCGUAUCAUUUAUUACUAGAAAUGGUUGAUAAAAUUCCUUCAUUUUUGCAUGAUGAAGUAUGUGGAGUGUCAUACAUAAUUGUUUUGUAUGGUUAAGGAAUACGCACUCGAGGGAUAUGUAUUGACUGACCAUGACUAUGUAUGCAUGCUGCUAUGAUGCUCAUCCCAAUGCAUACACAAGAAUUUGCAAGAGUGCAUCAAAAAUAUGUAUGGUGUCAAAGUCCAGCUUGUAUAAUAGGAGUUUUUUGGUGCAAUAAAUAUAUUUUGUGUUUAUACAUCUGCAUACAACCAU
Folsomia candida is the source of this 2754-nucleotide messenger RNA. Its product is annotated as 4-coumarate--CoA ligase 1. Lineage: Eukaryota; Metazoa; Arthropoda; Collembola; Entomobryomorpha; Isotomidae. The coding region runs from base 1124 to 2377 and encodes 417 amino acids. The record is from RefSeq and is a predicted model, not a curated record. Gene Ontology annotation, molecular function: CoA-ligase activity. The transcript is spliced from 8 exons.